Messenger RNA from Drosophila elegans, 7328 nucleotides. It is a transcript of the gene enok, whose product is annotated as histone acetyltransferase KAT6A. Gene Ontology annotation, cellular component: MOZ/MORF histone acetyltransferase complex; nucleosome. Gene Ontology annotation, biological process: regulation of DNA-templated transcription; nucleosome assembly. Gene Ontology annotation, molecular function: histone acetyltransferase activity; DNA binding. NCBI's taxonomy places the organism in Eukaryota, Metazoa, Arthropoda, Insecta, Diptera, Drosophilidae. The record is from RefSeq and is a predicted model, not a curated record. Bases 243 to 7229 code for a protein of 2328 amino acids. The transcript has 5 exons.
AAAGUGGAUACGUACAUAAAAAGUGGGAUUGUUGUGCGGAAACUACUCGGAUUAAUCAAAUUGUACAAACUAUACAUGCAUGCCUGCAACAUACUGGUUUUAUAAGUUCUAAAUGAAAACACUUCAAGUGCCGGAGUUACAUCAAUUUCUGCAGUGCAUAGUGAGCAAUUGAGCUGCAAUUCCGCAUAGCCCACAACUGAAUUUGCAUUACUAUUCAAGCGUAUGAAGAAAAACAGUAAGCCAUGAUGAGGGAAUCGGCCCACGAUAUAAACAUGGACACCUGGAAGCAAUGGAUCCUCGAGGCCAUAUCGAAGAUCAGGUCCCAGAAACAGAGGCCCUCCGUGCAGAGGAUCUGCCAGGCGAUCGGCACGCACCACAAGUUCCACGAGGACAUUGUGGCCGAGAAACUGGAGAAGGCCGUCGAAUCGGGCGCAGUGAUCAAGGUGUACAACAAGGGAUUGCACUCUUACAAGGCGCCGAUGGCCAAGCGUCGCAUCAAGGUGGACAAGAAUACCAAUCUCUACAAGUUGGUGGCCAAGGCGGUCCACGAUCUGGGCGAAUGCGAGGGAUCCACCAUUAAGAGCAUAGAAAACUACAUUCAGAAGUUCAACUGCAUCGACCUGUCGCCCAAUGUGGACUUUAAGGCCGUGAUUAAGGCAUCCAUUAAGAAGGCCGUGGACGCCGGCUUUCUGAUCCAGGAGGGCAAGCUCUACAAAAAGGGUAAAUCGCUGACAACCCCGCGGAAAUGCGCCCCUGCCUCGGAUGUGAUCAUAAAGGGCGAGGAGAGCUGCACCCACUGCUCGGGAAACUCGCAGAAGAACCUCAACGGCAUCCCAGAGCCACUGAGCUCAUGCAAACAGUGCGGGAUUUCUCUGCACACCACCUGCGCCAAUAUUGCCGGCAGGUGCAAGUCGCAAUCCUACGUUCUGCUCUACAUGCUCGUCACGAAGGGCACGAUUUGGGAUUGCCAGAACUGCGCCGAUUGCUCCGUCUGCAAAAUGCGCAACCGUGGGCCUUGCCUGCUGCAGUGCUUCGUGUGCAAGGACCACUUUCACUUAACCUGUCUCGAUACGAUUCCAGACAAGAAGCCCAAGCAUCCUUACAGGUGUAAAACAUGCUCCAAACAAAGCAUAGAUAAUCCGAAAUUGAUUAAAAAAGACAAUACAAGGAUCAAAAUGGAGGCUGCCAAUGAGAGAAUGACCCCCUCCGAUAAAUAUGCCUCCAGUAAGCGGCAAAUCAUCAAAAAGGAAGGCAACAUCGAUAGUCCAUCGACCUCAAAGCUUUGCGUUUACAACGACGGCAACGGCCAGAGGAGGAAAAUGCCCGCCAGCUUGAACUCAAGGAAACUAAACCACAGUGAGGACCAGUUCGAGUUCCCGGGCAAGCAGAAGAGGUCGCAAAUAUUACAGGGAGGCUACUUGGCUAGCCAGGAAACGCGCAAGCGAACCUUUUCGGAUCUGUCGUCGACAAGUUCGUCCAGCGAAAGUGAAGACGACGACGACGAGGACGACGACAGGAACAGGAAUGGCGAUGACAACGAUCAGGACGAGAGCACAUCCUCGGAUUCGUGCACUUCAUCGAGCUCUGACUCGGACUCCAGCGAGAGUUCCAGCGACAGUUCCGAAUGCGAUGAUGAGAACGACGAGGAGGACUAUGACACCGAUCGCAGCACGCUGAAGGGGAAGAUCUUCGAGAAUGAGAAGCAGAGCUGCGCCAAACUUAAUGUGGGCGAAGGUCUAGGCUCGCCGCAAACCAAUGAAGUGGCCAGUGAGAACUGGGGGUUCGCCGCCGUGGCGAAAAACCCCAUUGACAUAUUUGUAAAAUCAAAAAAUAACGCAAGUGGCAAGAACAUGGGAUACACAAAGCCAGCAGCAAGCACGUUUGCCACGUCACCUGCCGCAAACAGGGCGCCAAAAAGCACGCCAGUAGCUGCUUCUACUCCGGACAAAAGCACCACAACAGCCAUUGGCGGCAUGACCAUAAGGCGACAGACCGCAAAUGGGCAGAAGAAAAAGAUUGUGCCCUUGAAAAGUAUGCCGCUGGAAGCAGGCAAGUCGUACGAGAAGUGCGACGAUGACAUUCCGUAUCUAACUGAGGAGACUGUUAUGAAGGUUCAACUUCUGGAGGAGAUUGAAAGGAGCAGGGAGACCCACAGCGAGGCUGAUGGCAAACCAGAAACGCAUAACGACGAGGAUGUGGCUGGGGAAAGCACAAAGCGUGCCAAUCCCUUCGAGAAUCAGCCCCUGCCGCCCGGUGUGACCGCCACGGAUGUGGAACUCUAUCAAGAGGUUCUCCACAAGGCCGUCGUUCAAAUGUCCAAUAAUCAUGUCGAAAAAGUAAACGAUAUAAGCCUGAAGCCGGGACAGAACACCCAGAGUCCCAAAUCGAUCCAAAUAGGAAAGUGGGACAUUGAGACCUGGUACUCCAGCCCCUUUCCGCAGGAGUACACCAGGCUACUGAAGCUGUUUUUGUGCGAAUUCUGCCUGAAGUACACAAAGAGUCGUUCUGUUCUGGACAGACAUCAGAACAAGUGUAUUUGGAAGCAACCGCCAGGCACGGAAAUAUUCAGACAGGGCAAUAUAUCGGUGUUUGAAGUGGAUGGCAACGUAAACAAGAUAUAUUGCCAAAACUUAUGCCUGCUGGCCAAGUUUUUUCUCGACCACAAAACCCUCUACUACGACGUGGAACCGUUUCUCUUCUAUAUUCUGACUAAAAACGAUCAGAGCGGAUGUCAUCUGGUUGGCUACUUCUCAAAGGAAAAGCACUGCACUCAAAAGUACAACGUGUCCUGCAUCCUGACGAUGCCGCAGUACCAGAGGCAAGGCUACGGCAGGUUCCUGAUCGACUUCAGUUACCUGUUGAGCCGCGAGGAGGGCCAGUUGGGCACCCCGGAGAAGCCGCUCUCGGAUCUGGGACGCCUGUCGUACUUUUCGUACUGGAAAUCCGUUGUGCUGGAGUACUUGUACAAGUAUCGCAACCACACAAAGAUCACGUUCAAGGAUAUAGCCAUUAAAACUGGUUUGGCCAUUUCAGACAUUGCCCUGGCCUUUGAACUGUUGAACUUCAUCAAGUUGAGGAAAAACGACGGCGACAUAAGGUAUCAGAUAAAUGUGAAGAUCGACUGGAAGAAAGUUGUGGCUCAUCACAAUAAAAUGGCGAACAGCAAAACUCGAAUAAUCAUAGAGGCAGACUGCUUGCGAUGGAGUCCGCUACUGUCGGUCUCCAAAUUGCCCAACAUAAUCAAGCCGAUUUCCAAUCGUGAAUACUUGAACAACCAAAUUGAGAAACAGUCGGAUUCGAAAGAAACUAACGAAGAUAACAAGGCAGUUGUUAAGCAAAGUGUGCCCACUACACCGAAGUUGAGUCAGGAGAGUGCCGAGUUUCCCAGCAUUAAAUCUCGUGGGCCAAGCUCUGAAAAGUUGUUGGACGAGAGGGAAAAUCAGCGGAAACGUGCCUGUCCGGAAGAGUUCCUAAAAUCGGCUCCCAAUGAGGCCAAGAAAUGCAAGCUGACUGCAGCACAGCCGCCUCUGGAGGAGCAGUCGUUUGGCGAGCACUCCGACUCAUCCGAUUGCAAGUCUUCUAAGGAACUGUCCGAGCAGUUGACCAAAAGGGCCCAGCGUUUGGCCAAACGCAACGACCUGAUCCCCCACACAAACAAACGGAAGCAUUUCGACCGCCCGCUGGAGAGCAAUGCCAUCGCAGCCGACCCGAAUCCACCGAUUCAAAGUCAAUCGGAGAUUUCAGGCGUAGAAAGUGGCCCUCAUGUGGAUGAACCUACUACGAAGGAGAUCAGCAAGAUUGUGGUGGAAAAGGAGCAUGUGGACAAACCGGUCAACAUUGUACCCAAGCUGAGGGGUAAACAGUCCAAUGGCAAACGCUCCGAGGAGUCGCAGUUCAAUGGGAAUACCACAUCAGAACCUGUCGAAGUGCCGGCGAUUAGUCCAGCAAAGGAAGCCACUAAAGAGCUGGUUAAGGUGGCAAAAACCGAGAGCCCGGAGAAGAGCAAGGAGUUGGCAAGGAACGAGAGUGAAGCCAACAGCAUAAGUGAUCAAGUGCUCGAUGCGGUGGCCAAGAAAACCAAGAAGACGUUGUUCGCCGACGUCACGACGUCGUACAAACCGGAAGAGGUCAAAUAUAGUACGCCGGACAAGCCGGUGGCAAACACACCAGAGGUCAAGGAAACCCCAAAGGAGGUUGACAUCAAGGAGGUCAAACCGCUUGAAGUUCCUGAGCAAAAGCCCAAACCGAAGAGUCCCGAAAAAGUGGAACCCAUUGUGGUGCCUGCUCAGCCCGUUUUGGAAAAGGUUAAUGUUCCUGUUAGUGCGGAGAAUGUUAAGAAUUGCACGGAGGAAAAGAAACUGGAGCUGGAUGUUAACCACUUGAAGUUCUCACCCGACUCCUCCUCCUCCUCGGCACUUCCGCCAGCGGUGCCAAUGCAGAAGUCUCUGCCCGAACUUCCCGCUCCAGUUGUGCAUAAGGCAAAAGCCAAUGAAGCUGUGCCGGCUCAGGCCAUUGAAACCGCACCGAAGCCAUCCGAAAUGGAAAGGAUUAAAAAAGUCGAAGUCGCUGCGCCCAAUCCGCCAUCGCAUCGAACGGAUGUUCAUGUUCCUACCCUUGUGGAGCAACCUCAACAGCAGCCGGUGAAGGAAAAGAUCUCGCCCGAAAAAGUGGAGCAGCCAAUGGUCAAGGAAAAUGUCGAAAUUAAAGAAAAGGCCAUCAAGAAAGCAGUGCCGGAAGUGCCAGUUGUAAAGCCGGAAGUAGUCAACAGCGGCGAAAAGAAGUACGAUCCGAGCCGGGUGAAGGUGCUGCCCGAAAGGGAAGUCAUCAAGUCGGACCAACAACUGGUGCAGGUCAAGGAGGAGGAGAAGUCGAAUGCCAGGGCGCCCUCGGCACCCAUUCCCAUUCGGGACAAGAUCCCACUGAAGGGCAACGAGCACGCCCAGCUGCAGAACUCCAUUCCCUCGCAGUUCCCGAUCAACCAGAUGCCCAACUACCACACCUCACAGUACUGGCAGUGGGAGUACUACGGCUACAAUCUCUCGCAUUUGGACCCCGCCGCGCAGAAGGGACAGAAGCAGUUCCACAAGGAUCUGGCCACCACCAUGGCCUACACGCACAACUUCACGCAGAACCUCUAUCAGUCCGCCAACCUGGCCAUGCAGCACGCCGCCCACCACCAGAUGCACCAGACCAAGGAGAAGCACAAGGUGGAGCGCAAGACCAGUGGCAAGAAGGAGGAGCAGCAGCAGCAGCAGCCCAAGGUGGUCUCCAGUGUGUCCAAUGUGGUCAGCAGUGCCCGCGAGGAUGGCCAUGUCCAGCAUUGCAACGAGUACGUGGCCAACAACCAGGCGGCCAUUUACAAUCAAAAGUGCGCCACCCAACAGAAGCAGGCUCAGCAGAUGAAGUCGCUGGCCAAUGUGCAGAAUUCGGUGUCACGGCAGAACCCCAAUCCCAAUCCCAACCCGGCUGAGUCGACGGUCCUCAUGCCCAAUCCAGUGAAUCCGCAGUCGGGAGGCGGGCCCGCCAAGCAGAAGGUCGAGCAUGGCGUCAAUUCCACAUCGGUCAUUUCGCGCGAGGGCAAGCUCAACAAGAUUGGUGGUGGUCAUCCCAACAUCCACGCCGCCGCCCAGCAUGCCAACCUUCAGGUGGGCGGUGGCGGCGGCGGCGGCGGCCAAUCGGACGUGAAUCCCAAUCUGGUCUAUAACACGGAGUCCUCGGCGAACGCGGCCAUGCAGCACUACGAUUGCGGAAUCAGUGCGCAGAUCAACAUGGAGUCGCCGGCCAACAUUGGCACGGCCAUCGCCCACGGCUCGCAGGAGAUCGCCGCCGCCUCCAAUGUGCACAUGCACCAGCCGCACCGGCAGUUCUCCGACUGCUCCAUGCAGAACCAGCCGGUCACCACGCCCAUGCACAUGUCCAUCCAGAACUCCCACAUGCAGCAGCAGAACAAUCUGAACAUGAAUCUGGCGCCGGAGGGUGCGCCAAACAUAAAUCUCCUCAGCAACUCGCAGCACCAGCAUCAGAGCAGGAAGCUAAAUGCCCAGGCGGACAUUGCAGUUAGCUCGCCGACUCCCUCCCACAGAGCCACCACGCCCAAACAGAUUCGCAGCGGAAAUACGAGCCAGCAGCGUGACGCUAAGAACGCGGCGCCGGCAACGACCACAACGAAUACUCAUCACCAGAUUCCGCAGGGCGGGGCCACGGCGAACAUUGCCAAGUCGCACCACGACUCGCUGCACAACCUGCAGUUCCUGCAGCACGGCCACCAGCAGAACAUGCAGCCCACCGACUACGUGCCCAUUCCGCAGAUCAGCCAGAACUUCUCGGCCAAUCCCUCGAACUACGACCUUGUGGGCAUUCAGCAGCGCAUGUCGCUGAACAGUUCCGUGCACUCGCUGGCCAACAGCCACCAGCGGUUGGAGCAGCCGUCGUCGGCGUGUGCCGUCAACAACUUCUACUUGCAGAACAACAUGCCUGCGGCGGAGAAUGCGCCGCGAGUGCCGGUCUCCAGUUCGCUGGGCGGUCCGCCGACGGCGGGCAACGGCAACGACCAGCGGCAGACGGGUCAGGACACGAUUUCGGCGGCCAAUGGCUCCGGCGGAGCCAGCGCCUCGCUGGCGGGCAACCUGUGUAGCCUGUCCAAGCUGCAGCAGCUCACCAACUGCCUGGAGAGCCAGCCGUGCAACACGUCGCCGGGGGCGCAGGUGAAUCUGGCCCCCUCGCCGCACCAUCCCAUUCCGCCGAACUCGAUGACGCCGCCGCCGCACCUGCUGAUGCAGAACCGGAACAUCUCCACGCCGCCCAACAUGCUGCAGACGCAGGUGACGCCGCUGCAGUACAAGUACUAUCCGAGCAACAUGAACAUUGCGCCGAUUGCGUCGGCACAGAACACCAGCCGCCAGACCCGCAACACGCCAUCCGCCCCGGUGCAGCACACCUCGACGCCCAUGGGCAGCGGCAACAACCGGACCGCCAACGUGCACAUCAGCCCCAACCUGAUGGCUCCGUAUGGGGCCAUCAACAGCUACCGGAUGUCGCCGCAACAGUCACCGCCCACUGGAAGCUACAGCUCGGGGAGCGAAUACCCCAACUCGCAGAUUCCGAUGCAGAUGAUGAAUAUGCAAUCUCAGUACCAGGAUGCCUGCGUGCUGCAGCGGGGCACCCCAUCCAAUCCGAUGUACCCCACGUAUUCCCCCUACUUACCUCUCAACGGUUCUAUUCGCAGAUAAUAGAUGCGCACAUUUUAUAUGUUAUUGUAUUGAGUAUGAUUUGUAUAUAUGAAUGUGUGCUGUAAAUAAAUAUACAUUACGUCAAAUUAACAAUUCAAA